AUCGUCCAAUUCGCGAUGGCCCGGAUCUGUUGGUGGCUAGUGGCAGGAGUGAUGCUGGGCUCCAUCCCGGCUUGUUCUCUUGGCGGGGACCUGCCUUGGAUCCACAGCCUAGUAAAACGGGAAAUCUUCAGUCUUAUGGGACAGCUGAAAAGCAUCCCCCCUCACUUGUGCCUGAACGACAGAACCGACUUCCGAUUUCCUUGGGAAAGCGGGAACAUCACCCGAAUGCAGAAGACACAACGCACCUAUUUGUGUCUCCUGAUGCUCCAGCAGAUCUUCAACCUGUUCAGCACAGACAACAGCCCUGCAGCUUGGGACCACACGCUCCUCGACAAACUGCUCUCUGGCCUUCAUCACAGUGUGGAAGAGCUGGGGCAGACGAAAGAAGAAACUCUGCUUUGUCCCGACUAUUUGGGAAUUCUUGUCCGGAGGUACUUCCUCGGGAUCCUUAAGUAUCUGAAGAAAAAGAAAUACAGCUCCUGUGCUUGGGAGGUUGUCAGAAGUGAAAUUCAAGUGCGCCUUUUUCUCAUGUAA
Rhinolophus ferrumequinum (greater horseshoe bat) is the source of this 534-nucleotide messenger RNA. Its product is annotated as interferon omega-1-like. Gene Ontology annotation, cellular component: extracellular region. Gene Ontology annotation, molecular function: cytokine activity; type I interferon receptor binding. The record is from RefSeq and is a predicted model, not a curated record. Gene Ontology annotation, biological process: T cell activation involved in immune response; B cell differentiation; response to exogenous dsRNA. The coding region runs from base 16 to 534 and encodes 172 amino acids. Lineage: Eukaryota; Metazoa; Chordata; Mammalia; Chiroptera; Rhinolophidae. The transcript has a single exon.